Messenger RNA from Klebsormidium nitens, 2109 nucleotides. Lineage: Eukaryota; Viridiplantae; Streptophyta; Klebsormidiophyceae; Klebsormidiales; Klebsormidiaceae. The record is from the annotation of a GenBank genome assembly.
AUGCCUGUGGAUGUCCUCCGUCUGAUCCUCAAAGACUUCAGCCUGAAGGAGCGCCUGCGCCUCGAGAUUUUGGACAAGAGCCACAGGGAUGCGCUGCGGGAUCCGGAGCUUUGGCAUGCGAUAAAGCUAGGAGCUGUGGACGCGCAAACUUGCACGGAGGACCAGCUUCUGUCUCUGCUGAUCAGGCUGGAGCCACGCAUGCAGAGAGGCGCAGCUCGGAUACGGCGCAUGGCGGAGAGCCUGAGUGACGUCACCGAGGCUUUUAUGAAGCACAGGAUGGCCAAGUUACUCGCGGUGGAACAGCUGAAGCGGAAAACACGGGCGUCGUUCUGUAGGGAGGCCAUCUUCUUGCAGCUGAUGUCCCUGCGGUACCUGCACACCGCAGUGCCUGAGUCGUGGACUCCUGUGAGGUUCUUCCUGGAGACAUGCACGCUCUGGGUGGAAGACCAGCUGCAGCGGAUUCCGCUGGCUGUCCGCUCCGUCUGCAACUUCCUGCGGAACGUACGCAGCAGCGCAUCUGCCACCUUCGUGAGGAGCGGAACGAGCAGUCCGACGGAAAGGCCUGAACGACAGAGGUCAGCCAAGAGAGAGCUCCUUCUCAACGUCUCUGGAGCGGUCCAGUUGUCCCCAAACUUUGUGGCGGCCUGCGCGAUCGCCCUCUCCGCAGCAGGGUUCCAAGUGACUGUCAGAAUGGUCGGGGAUGGUGACCCCGGUUUCCUGACGAACAACCCGGUGUUAGAUGUGAUUCGGAGUCUGGCGCUCGAUUGUGCAUUUCUUGUGAAUCUCAAGGUGUCCGGUACGUACCCCUGGAAACCGGAAUGUCUGGCGCCAUUCAACCCGUGGGGACCAGCGCAAGAACCGUUUGGCGCAUCUGAGGCGAUCGAGACGAAACUAGAGCGCGUCGCUGCUUCAGUCGCUCCUCACUUUGAUGGCUCGAAAGCAGCUUUCCAAAGAUUCUUGAGAAAGGUUGCUUCAGUCGUCGAACAAAGAGCGGAGAUAGCAGCAGUACCGGGCGGUGGAGAGUCGCAAACUAGAGGCGCGACGGCGGAGGUUUACAGUUACACCGUCAUCCUCGAGCACCUCGUUACUCAUCUUGAGGAACCUCUCCUCGAGGAGCUCGGGAGAUUUCUCCGAGACGCGCCGUCCGCUCACCGCGUGGUCGUUCGGAAUUGCAUGCUGAGCCGCUCGGAACUCCGCUCACUUUCCGCUGUGCUUGGCGAGGGCGACGCCGGAACCGUCACCUUCCAGCAUCUCGGCCACGACUUCUCCCGCAACAAUGGCAUGGCGCGGCCCAUCCUCACCUGCGCAGAGCUGCAGGCUAGCCAGGACUUGCAAGCGCUUGCGCUCGACUUUCCGCUGACUUUGGCGGACCUCGAUUCCGUCGCUCUGUUUCUGGAGCGGAACGCCGACGCCCGCGUCGUCAUCCAUCUGCGGCCGGCCUUUUAUGCGCAGAGCGCGGCCGCGGCGCGGCAGCUGUUCGCCAAAGUCAGUGAGCUGUGUGCGUCAGGGCGGGGUCGGGUGGUCCUUGCGCUGUACCCGGGCGCCGGCGUGGUUCCGAGCGGAACGAAUCGCGAGAGAGCGGCGGAACAGGGGAGAAAGGCAGCUUAUUACCGCGGGGGGUGCCUCGGGGACGCGUUCCUGACAUCCCUGCAGCAGGAAAUCCAGUCACCGUUCCGGUUCGAGGAGGCGCUCCGAGCCGCGGACCGCGUGAUUUGGGGCAUCUGCGUCGCUGACGUCAUCUUUGGCCUUGUGCUUUCCCUGGACUCCGCCUUCUUUGGGGUCAGACUGUUCGGGUUCGCUUCUGAGCUGGGCAUCCCGAUUACGGUCCAGGUGUUCGUCGCCGCACUAUCCGGGUGGCCCUCCCUCCGCGCGGCAAUCCAGGGCGAGCGAGACCCAAUCGACAUGGGGAUUGUCGUUUUCUCCGUCGGCCUCUUCCCCUUUCUGCCCUUCGGCGCGACGUGGCGCGUGCUGUACUUUUACCUGUGCGCGUGCCUCGCUUGGACCGUUCUCAAAUGGACCGGGAAGAUUGCUGUGGGGUGCUUUCACUGGGUAUGGCCCAAGAUCGAGGCGAGAGGUAAAAGCAAGAGCAGUAAGUGUGUCAACCAAUAA